AAGUACACAUGCACAUAUUGCAGCGCGUUCACGAGCGCUCUCCUGACCAACUUCCAGGGCAGCAGCAGUGAAGUAGUUUGAAGAGGAAAAUUGAGACUCCGUAAACAGUUGAGAAGCUCACCAAAUAUAAAACUGACACAGGCCAAAGCCAGGCAGCCACUAUGGACGAUUUAGACGCGUUGCUGGCGGACCUGGAAUCUACUACGUCCCACAUCUCAAAGCGACCUGUGUUCUUGUCUGACGAGACCCCCUACUCCAUCCCCACCGGAGGACACUCCUACCAGGAUGUGUCAGUUCCACCUCCAGUCCCUCCUCCACCCUCAGCCGAGGCUCUGAACGGGUCCCUGAUAGAUCAGCCGGACUCCCACCACUCCUCUCAGCAGUCGUUAGGUUCGGCUCAGAAGAGCUCAUGGUCCAGGGACAGUAGCAGCUCUCCGUUGUCUCACAUUGAAGAGGACCACGUCUACAGUUUUCCAAACAAACAGAAGUCAUCAGACCCGUCAACAGCAGCCAUGACCUCUGCCCUGGGAAGUAACCUCUCAGAGCUCGACAGGCUGCUGCUGGAACUCAACGCAGUGCAACAGAGCUCCCCUUCAUUCCCCACUACAGAGGAGGCAGCUCCACCUUUACCAUCCUGCAGCAUCACCCACUACGAGAACGGCAGCGCCCCUGACAUCAUGGUGAGCCCUCCCCCUCAGGACAAACCCAAGCGGAACGGAACAAGGCUGGAUGAGACCCGACCCACUGUGGAGAGUCUGCUGGACGAGCUGGAGGGCUCAGUGCCUUCACCCAGCCCCUCCGCUCACCACAGCGAUUUGGACACACCCUCUCAGCAGCAAGCCAGAAUUUCAGCUUCCUGUGCCACAAGAGAGCUAGAUGAGCUGAUGGCUUCUUUGUCUGACUUCAAGCCCAGUUCUUUGGGCUCUCUGCUGGACCCAGCAGGAGCAUCUUCCAGCUCUCCUCAUCCUCCAGUCUCUUCCUCCAUCACCCCAGUGGCUUCUCCUUUCCUUAGUCUGUCCCACCCGUCUGCCUGUGCCUCUCCUCUCUUCUCUUUGCCUGCGGGUCUAGAGCUGCACAUAGAUGAGGAUGGAGGAGACGGUGGCAUGUCGAUGCCCCAUCUGAACCGCCUCCCUCCCCACAGUCCUAUAUCCACACUCUCUGCAGUCAGUGACCUAGACUUGGACUCUGUCAUAGAUGUCUCUGCCACCAUGCUGUCGUCCCAAACCAAGUCUCUGCUAGUCCUCUCUCAGUCUGCUUCCUCUAACUCCAGCCUGAUGAGAAAUAGCCCAAGUCCUUCCAAUACCACCACCACCCCCUCACUUACCUCAGUUAACACCGUCCUGGACCACAAGUCCUCCAAGUCCCCUAGUCCAUCUGUAGAACGGGUCUCACCCUCAAAUACUGUCAGUAAAUUCUCUUGUGCUCCUGAGAGCAAGGGGUCUGCUUCUUUUCAUGACCUCGAUUUGACUUUCUCCACUCCUCCUCCUUCAAAAAACCUUACCCCUCCUCUCUCAGCUCCAAAGACUCCUUCACCCCUCCCUGUUGCUGUCUCUAUAGCUCAGCCUUCUGCACAUGCUUCCUCAAAAACAUCCUCACCAUCUCCAGUCUCUCCAUUGAUGGUCCCCUCUCCACUGGCCUUCACUAGCCCCAGCAGACAGCUGUUUGAGUCGGCACCCGCAGCCCAGAGAGCCAGCCCCCUCGCUGUACAGCAACCCUCCAUGGUAGAGCCUUCCCUGGACGAGGCACUAGACAAGCUGCUAGCAAUGAGUUUUGCAGAGAAUCACUCAGCAGCACAUGUGGAGGAACCACAGCUGAAGAUGGAGGCACAGUGUCUAGGCAGAGGAAUGCAGGAGGUGCACGAGGAGUUCAUCCUGCCCAUGGACAGAAACAGCGUGCAGCCGGACACUUUCACCAGCGCCACCAACACCAUCACAGACGACUCAGUGGACGGAGGCACUGAUGGGAAUGGAGAUCUGGACUGGGCUGAUGAGGAGCUGUCCGUGUCCUUCCAUGAUGGACUGGAUGGCACCAUGACGCCUUACACUGACAGGCCGUACACCGAUGGCAGCAUGACCCCGCUGACAGAGGCCAGCUGGAUGGAUGAGUCCAUGACACCAUCUUCAUGCCCCGGGACCCCUGACGUUGCCCUGGACCUGCCCCUGCUGCAGAAUCCUAAUAUAGACAGAGUCUCUGCAUCCGGACAUAUAAAAUCAGUGAUUAGACGCACCAAGGAGACUCCCAAUGUGCACCCCAUGUACCGAGAUGGUCACCUGCGCAGGAAGAUGGGACCCAUCAUUGUAAACAAGAACACUUCUCAGGACCGCCUCAUAGAGGAGCUUCAGGGCAAGUUUGGGAUCGGCCGCUCAGAGCGGCGACGUAAGCAGUCUGAUGACUGGCUGACAGAGGGUGUCAUUGUCUUGUCCAAACCCCAGCGAUUCCGUCCUGAUGGAGCCGGCAGUGAGGUCGAAAAGAUCAUAAUUCCCCCAGAGUCGCCUGUCCCUGUGAGGAAGGUGCUCCCACCUCUCUCUCCUCCCACCCCUCGUCGCCCUCCUAUUGUAGAAGAAACUAAGCGAUCACUCCCAGUACAGCAGCCCCCUGUCCCUAUACCACCACCACCUCCUCUUCCUCCUCUUCCACCUCCCUCUCCCCCUCCACAACCUCCCUACAUCCAGGAUCCAGUUCCCGCUGCACCGCGGCGGAUUAUAAAAGCUGCACCUCCACCUGCCCCAAUUCAGGAACAGCCUGCCCCCAAACCAGAGCCCCCUCCUCCUGUUCUUAAAACCCCAACCCGGCCUCCACCAGUAGAGCCAAUGACACCAAUUGUACCCAAAGUCCUGGUGUCUGUAGGCUGCCAAACAGAGUGUGACCCAAUCUUCCCUCCAAUGCAGAUUAUGGCCCAAGGAAAGGGUGGCGUUCCAGGUGGGCCUCCGACACAGGUCAACAAGCUGGACAAUAUGCUUGGUAGCCUGCAGUCUGACCUCAACAAACUGGGUGUGCAGACGGUAGCUAAAGGAGUUUGCGGUGCCUGCUGUAAGCCAAUUGUGGGACAGGUGGUGACUGCCAUGGGCCGCACAUGGCACCCUGAACACUUUGUGUGCACACACUGUCAAGAGGAGAUAGGCUCCAGGAACUUCUUUGAGCGUGACGGACAGCCAUACUGUGAGACAGAUUACCAUAACUUGUUCUCCCCACGGUGCUACUACUGCAACGGGCCCAUACUGGAUAAAGUUGUGACGGCGCUGGAUAGGACAUGGCAUCCUGAACACUUCUUCUGCGCUCAGUGUGGAUCCUUCUUUGGCCCAGAGGGUUUUCAUGAAAAGGACGGAAAAGCCUAUUGCAGGAAGGAUUACUUUGACAUGUUUGCACCAAAAUGUGGCGGCUGUGCCAGAGCCAUUUUGGAGAACUACAUCUCAGCGCUGAACAGCCUUUGGCAUCCUGAGUGUUUUGUUUGCAGGGAGUGCUUCACCCCGUUUGUGAAUGGAAGUUUCUUUGAGCACGAUGGCCAGCCCUACUGUGAAGUGCACUACCACGAGCGCCGUGGCUCCCUCUGCUCCGGCUGUCAGAAGCCCAUCACGGGACGCUGUAUCACAGCCAUGUCCAAGAAGUUCCACCCGGAGCACUUUGUCUGCGCCUUCUGCCUGAAACAACUCAACAAAGGCACCUUUAAAGAACAAAAUGACAAACCCUACUGCCAUGGCUGCUUCAUCAAGCUGUUCAGUUAGGGAGAGCAUUAAACACUACUACGUAUGGGUCAGGGCUUAGAUAAGUGUCUAAAGCAUCUUUAGCACAGGUAGGGUGGGAAUGGGAUUAAUUGUGUUAGUAUCAAAGAAGGUUGUCUGAACUCUGAUGAUCUCAUUGGAAGUGUGUAUGGAUUAGGUAUGUGCAUGUGGUUGAAGCAGCAUACUGUCUCUGCCAGACUAAAAUACUUUUAACUUGUCCUUCAGAAAUUUGGAUAAACAUCCCUGUCCCCCCUGACAGCUGUGGAUUUUUGAAGUUCUUAUCGGUUUUGAGUGGGUCAAUAAGGCCAAGUGUGACGCAGAUAUACUCAACAUUCAAAAGAAAAUGAAAAUCUUGAGUUCAAGAAAAAUUCUGAAAACAUCCAAAGUUGACAUUACAAGUGUUUUUCAAAUCAAUUCUGAUAUGCAGAAGACUGAGGGUUUUUUUAAAUCCCCUGAGCUGUCCUCCUUUUCUGUAAUUCUUGCAUAAUUGUGUUUUCAAAUCUUUUUAGUUUUUAUCUUGCUAGAUGGUGCUGAAAUCGUACUGAACACUGUAGAAAUCCAUGAAAUACUCUGCGUGUUUGACAUUGUUGCUCACUGGCUGAGCGUGUCAUUUUAGAAACCAUAAAAAAAGAAAUAUAAAAAUCAGAAAACUAUAGCGGGGAGCAGGUGACCUGUUUUUUAACAUUACAAUAUAAAACGUUUUUACAACAGAUGGUAAAAGGCUUUUAGGUAGCAUUUAGCUUUUUUUCCAUGGUAUAAAGUUGGACAGAGCAGAUGGAUAAACCCAUGAUAUCACUGUAGCAUUGACUGGAAAUGGGCUUGUCAGAAUUCACAAUUAUUUAGUAAGUGUGAAAUUGAUUGCAGUGUCUUUAGACUUUUACAGACGCAAUCACUCAUUCAACCUAAGAAAACACCAGCAUAUAAAGAUUUUAAGUGUGGAUACCAGAAUGUUACAAAACUGAGUUUCUUUUAUAAAUGAAGCAAGGAUUGAAUUAAUCAGUUUUAUACAGCUUCCAAAAUCAGAAGCACACCUAUUUUUUAGCCAAAGGCAAACCAUGCAUGGAUGAACAUUUUACUGUGAUUCUUAAUGAAGAAAUUCAAUACGCAGGCGUCCGCCAGUAGCUGCAGUAUUCACUCUGUUACAUGUUUAAACAAACCUCGCGUUUUUGUGCUGCCAAAUCAUUCCUUGAUACUUUUCACAGAAGAAAAGAGAAAACAGUCUGAAAACAGUUUCUUGCAGUUGUCUCAUACAGUAAAGUGGAACCACACAAAUUUAUUGGGAGUAUACUGUGCAUCUCUUACGCUACCGUUACUGUUUCUGAGUACAUCCUGAGAAGUUUUUUGUAAAUAUCCAAUGCAGCUACAUUGUAAGCAACGCACUGGCAUGCUUAGCAUGUACA
Molecule: messenger RNA, 5119 nt
Organism: Siniperca chuatsi (mandarin fish)
Lineage: Eukaryota; Metazoa; Chordata; Actinopteri; Centrarchiformes; Sinipercidae
Product: paxillin-like
Exons: 14
Coding region: 162-3722 (1186 amino acids)
Biological process (GO): substrate adhesion-dependent cell spreading; transforming growth factor beta receptor signaling pathway; endothelial cell migration
Source: RefSeq, a predicted model, not a curated record